Molecule: messenger RNA, 2946 nt
Organism: Caenorhabditis briggsae
Lineage: Eukaryota; Metazoa; Nematoda; Chromadorea; Rhabditida; Rhabditidae
Gene: Cbr-tlk-1
Product: Protein CBR-TLK-1
Exons: 8
Coding region: 1-2946 (981 amino acids)
Biological process (GO): chromosome segregation; peptidyl-serine phosphorylation; intracellular signal transduction
Cellular component (GO): nucleus
Molecular function (GO): protein serine/threonine kinase activity; ATP binding
Source: RefSeq, a predicted model, not a curated record
AUGUCAUACCGACCACUGUGUUGCUUGCCUGCAGCGCUGGUGAUGCAUCGUCUCUGGGUUACGUUCAUUUGUUCUUUUUUUCAUCUUUUUACACAAUCAAUCUUUUCCUUAUUGCAGGUCCAGAGCAACGGUUCUUCGUCGAAUCACGCUCCGAUUGUCGGUGACCAACUCGGCGUUCCGAGCAUCACAAUGGCUACCGGAGGCACGGGUCAUGUUGGAGUAAGUUAUAACGUAACAUACAUGAAUUCCGGAAUGCUCGGGCCUACAGGAUUCAUGCAGCAAAAUGCUCAUCCGUCAACAUCAGUGAUGAUGCAACAACCUCAAAAUGGUGGAGUCUCUCGGUCAUCUCCAACCGAGAUGCCACAGGGCAUGCAGACAAUGUCGGAAGAUUCUCUCGAAAUGCGAGAUUACAACUCUGGUGUUCAUCAUAUGCAUCCUCAUCAAAUGCAAAUGCAGCAUCAUAUGCAACCACAGCAACAAUAUAAUAUGCAGUACCACAAUCAUCAACAAAUGCAGCAAAUGCAGCAUUAUCAUCAGCAACAACAGCAAUAUCAACAGCAAGCUCAGCAUCAUCAAAUGUACCCUCCUCAAAUUCAACAGCAGCAGCCUCAACAGCAGGGCCAAAUGCAGCAACCGCAGCAGUCGAAUCAACAGCAACAGUCGUCCACUACAUUGCAGCACAUCAAUGAAUCGAGCAAUCUUUCUUCGGCAGGAAGUAUCUCUGAUCGUGAGCCAGAACAAGCAGGAGGAACCCCGCAAAGGCCCACAGCACCCGUAACUACCACGACUACUGAAAAGAAGUCUGUGCGGAAACGGAGGAGAUUAGGACCAAACGAUGAGCAAGCGACUCCAAAACAAGAAAGGAAAAUUACUGAGUUUAUGAAAGUUGGAGAAGCGUCUGGAAGCAAUGUUGCACGUUGUUUGAUGACGGAGUACCAUCAAAAUCAAGGUUCUCCGAAGAGACAACCUCAACAGAAUGGUUCCAACAACUACGAGCCCCAACAACAUCAGCAACAACAUCAACAGCAGCAACAACAACAACAGCAAAAUCAAAUGAAUCAACACGAUAUGCAUAACUCCUAUUGGGGUAUGGCUACGCCUUCACUAGGAGUCAAUAAUCGUGGAACUCCUACGCCAACUCAACAACAACACUAUUCUUCAGACUCUAAUUCGAACUCGAAUCAGUCUCCACCAGGACAAGCGGGAAACAGAAUGGUGCGAACGAUUGAUGGAGAAACGCAAACGGAUUCAUCGUUAUCACAGAGGUUGCAGAAUAGUAAUCAAUCAGCUGACGAAAUUGCCAAAAGAGAUCGUAUCAUUGAAGAUUACCGCAGGCAGAUUGAUGAUAUGAAUACGAAACAAAAUGCCGAACGCCGGAAGUACGAGGCAUCAAAAGAAACUAUCAAACGACUGCUUAUCGAGAAGAAUAUGAUAGAGAGAACCGCGCUUCGAGAUAAGAUUUCAGCAGAUUCCCCGCGCAUCGGAUGCUUCAAAACCACGCGCAUUGGUGAUUCAUUCCGUGAUCAAUGGACUGAUGGCUGGGGUUUCGCCGAAAUCGAAAAGAAGCAGGAGGCGCUUGCAACGGAGAAAAACGAUAUCAAUGCUGCAGCUACUCUUUUGAAGAAAAGAAAACCAGCUGAACUUGAACGUAAAGUUGACAGGAAACGUCCUCAAGCAGUCAGCAUUCAAAUCCAAAACGAUUCUAACGGAAUGCAGCCAUCUACCAGCUCAAACUCCAAUGGCGAUGAUGCCAUCUUCAGGCGACCAGAAGAGCCGAAAGAGAUUCCUCCUCAGGAGUAUACCGAGUUGGAAGAAAUCUACAGAUUGAGAAAAGAACAUUUGCGAAAGGAAGAAACCGACGUCGCUAUGGAGAAGGAACGUCUGGACAAGGAGAGGUCACUGCACAUGAGAGAGCUGAAGCGUAUCGCUAAUGAGAGUGCAUCUCAGUUCAAAGAGCAUCAACUGUUGCAUAAGAGAUACCUGAUGCUCAAUCUGCUAGGAAAAGGAGGAUUCAGUGAGGUUUGGAAGGCUUUUGAUAUUGAUGAGAAUCGGUAUGUGGCCUGCAAAAUUCAUCAUGUGAACAAAGACUGGAAGGAAGAGAAGAAGGCGAACUAUGUGAAACAUGCUAUGCGUGAGAAGGACAUUCACAAGUCUCUGGAUCAUUGCCGCAUCGUUAAACAAUAUGAUUUGCUCACAAUCGACAAUCAUUCGUUCUGUACCGUACUUGAAUACGUCCCAGGAAACGAUCUCGAUUUCUACCUCAAACAGAACAAGUCGAUCAGUGAGAAGGAGGCUAGAAGCAUCAUCAUGCAAGUCGUUUCUGCUCUUGUUUAUUUGAAUGAGAAAAGCACGCCAAUCAUUCAUUACGAUCUGAAACCUGCCAACAUUCUUCUCGAGUCUGGUCAUACAUUUGGAGCCAUCAAAAUCACCGAUUUCGGUCUUUCAAAAAUCAUGGAAGGAGAAAAUGAUGACCACGACGGCGGGAUUGAACUCACUUCACAGUUUGCUGGAACCUACUGGUAUCUUCCACCGGAGACUUUCAUCGUCCCACCACCAAAGAUCACAUGCAAGGUCGAUGUAUGGAGUAUCGGUGUCAUUUUCUAUCAAUGCAUCUAUGGAAAGAAGCCUUUCGGACAUGAUUUGACUCAGCAGAAGAUUCUUGAAUGUAACACCAUCAUAAACGCCCGAGAAGUGAUUUUUCCUAACAAGCCACAGGUAAAUCAUACUAGUCUCCGCAUUUUUCAUUUUUCUUUUGUACUUCAGGUCAGCUCAUUGGCUCAAGAUUUCAUUAGAAGGUGUCUGCAAUACCGCAAAGAAGAUCGUGCGGACGUCUUCGAGUUGGCGAGGCAUGAUCUCAUCAGGCCGAAACUACCGAGGGAAGCCAAAGGUUCUGUAUCAGGCAUUCCUCGCAGCCCAUCGGUUAAUCGUGAAGAUGAUAACAUUUAG